This is a messenger RNA of Paramecium pentaurelia, 1480 nucleotides long. NCBI's taxonomy places the organism in Eukaryota, Ciliophora, Oligohymenophorea, Peniculida, Parameciidae. The record is from the annotation of a GenBank genome assembly.
AUGCUUUCUGUUUAAACCCCAUUCAACAUCAAUACUUCAUAUUAAUAAAGCAUAAAUGCCUGCCUCCAAUCGUUUGAAUAAGCAUUAGAAGUAAAUUCAUUUACUUAAUUACAAGGCCUCUUACAAUAGAAUAAGCGACUAAAUUGAACUAAUAUUUGCACCUUUUAAUUAAAGCAAUGCUCUAGGAUUAUUAAUACCUCCUUCUGAUUUCUUAUUUAAGUCAAAUAUUUUUGAAUUACCUUCUAUUUCAAAUAAUUAAAAAAAACAGUUGACUUAGGAAAUAUUGCCAUUAGUUUCGACCAUUGUAUCAAGAGAAGUCAAAAAGAAUGAAUAAUCUUUGAAUGAAAAAUAUAAAAAAUAAAGUCAAGAAUUCCAAUUGAAAUUAAAUAAUAUAUAAGAAAAGAAAAGUCAUUAUAAGGAAAUCAUAAAAAUAAAGUAAUAGGAAAUUAAAUAAAUGAAAAUAUUGUUGUAAAAAGAAUAAAUAAUAUGUUAAAGCCCACUUCAAGACUAAUACAAUCUAAAAAAAUUCACUUUUGAACUGAUGAAUCAAAAUUCUAUUAAAUAAUAAGAAUAGUGUUAUGCAAUUGCAAUUAAUAAAGAUAACUCAAUUGUUAUAGCAGGUUGUGACAAGUAAAUAAAAGUAUUUGAUCUCAAAUAAGGGAUAUUAAAUGAAUCAUAACUCUUAAGUAAUCAUUAAGAUUUUGUGUGCACAUUAAACUUUAUGAAGAAAUCAAAUCAUUUUGUAUCUGGAAGUAGAGAUAAGUCAAUUAUAAUAUGGUAGAUGAAUUAGAAUAAUUAAUGGAAUUGCUAACAUAAAUUGGAAGGACAUUCUAAUGCUAUUGACAAUUUAUUAUUAAAUAAUAAUGAAGAUCUUAUUAUUUCAGGCAGUUAUGAUUCAUCUAUUAAAUUUUGGAAUUAAUAAAAUGGAUGGUUUUGUUAAUAAACUAUUAUAGAUCAUAGUGAAUAUUUCUUUUAGUUAAGUUUAAAUGAAAAGUAAGAUAAAUUGAUAUCUUGUUCAGCUGAUAAAUAAAUAUUAGUAAUUGAAUAUUCUUAGAUGCAUUAGAUAUGGAAUGUGAUUUAAAAGAUAAAAUUAGAAUAAUUUGGAUAUCGAUUGUGUUUUAUAAAUGAUAAUUAAUUCACAUUCUAACCUUAUGGUCAAGAAUAAAUGAAUGUAUAUGAGCUAAAUAGUAGUAAUCAAUAAUUUGUUAAGGUCAAGCAAAUUACUGUAAUAUCUAGUUCAAAUAGUUGUAUUAAUCUAUUUCCACAAUAAUAUUUAAAAUGUAAAUGUCUUUUAGUGAAUAAGAAUGGUUUAAAUAUCAACUUUAUAAGAAAAAAAGAAAACGGAGAUUUUGUAACUGAGUAAACUAUUUAAUUUGAUCAUCAUUAUAUUUUUGGUUAAUUAAGUGAUGAUGGUGAAUAUCUAAUCACUUGGGAUUUUGCAUCAAAGGAGAUAAAAACUAGAAAAUACAGAGAAUUAUGA